UUGCAUAACUGUCGGCGAUGUCGGGUGUGGGAUAUGUUAGAGAAAUAAAGAGUAUGAAGGUGAAGGGGUGAGAGAGAAGAAGAAAGAUGAAUGGUCCUGUCCUGCCAGCAGAAUUUCCAGCUCACCCGCUUAGGCCGGAUCCAUUUUCUACCGUUCUCUUCUCUUCUUCACUUUCUCUUCGUUUUCCUCACAAACACCACCCACUUUCUCUCUCGAUUCAAUUCCAUUUCACCAACACCAACACCACCUUUCCAUCAUCCCAAGUAACACACACACAACUCUGCAACAAUUUGCAUCAUCAUCACCAAUAACACACAAACAACUCUACAAAAAAUUUCACAAAAUCCUCAUCUGGGUAUCACCGUUUUGGUUCAUGCUGCACAAACCAGAAUCUGGGUUUGUGCGUUGUGUGUAAAUGGGCAAUGUCACAGGAACAGUGGCUGCGAAAUUCGCGUUUUUCCCGCCAGAGCCACCCACCUACGACGUUUACAGGGAGCAAGACGGCACGGCGGUGUUCUCCGGCAUCACCGCCGACAAAAACGUCGACGUUCACGUCCUUGAAACGAAGGGUGGGAACAGGGUCGUUGCCACGUUCUGGAAACACCCUUUUGCGAGGUUUACCUUCUUGUACUCCCAUGGCAAUGCCGCUGACUUGGGUCAGAUGCAUGACCUCUUCAUCGAGCUCAGAGCUCACCUUCGUGUCAAUAUCAUGAGUUAUGACUAUUCAGGAUAUGGAGCUUCUACAGGUAAGCCAUCAGAGUUGAACACCUAUUAUGACAUAGAGGCUGUAUAUAAUUGUUUGAAGAACGAAUAUAAACUUAAGCAAGAAGAUUUAAUUUUGUACGGUCAAUCGGUUGGAAGUGGCCCCACGCUACACUUGGCUUCUAAAUUGCAGAGGUUGAGAGGUGUUGUGCUCCACAGUGCCAUCCUUUCAGGAUUAAGGGUCUUGUACCCUGUCAAGAUGACAUUUUGGUUUGAUAUAUACAAAAAUCUUGACAAGAUUCGGCAUGUCAACUGUCCAGUAUUUGUUAUACAUGGAACAAAUGAUGACAUUGUUGACUUGUCUCAUGGAAAACGAUUGUGGGAGCUCUCCAAGGAAAAAUAUGAUCCCUUGUGGGUUAAGGGUGGGGGUCAUUGCAACCUAGAAACUUUCCCGGAGUACCUCAAGUACUUGCGCAAGUUCAUCAAUGCGAUGGAGAAACUUGCAAUCACAAGACCGACAAACAAACAACUCACUCAAAAUCCUAGUAUUACUGAAGCCAGACAUAACAAAUGCUUAAGAUUUGGCAAAAAAGUAACUUAAUCUUUUUAAGGUUUUGGAUGUGAGGAACCAGAGUCAUGGUUUCAUCAAAGGCUGAGCUCAACUGCAGGUACGUGUGCCACUUCGUUCGUAGAUUAAUGAUUUGGCUGCCAAUUGAAGGAUGUCUAAGACCCUAACCUUAAAGAGUGUCUCUGAUCCAAAUCCUGUUGAGGUAGCUAUAGCCUUAUUUAGGUGGAGAGUUCCGAGUGGUGUUUGCCUGGUUAAUUAUAAUGUACUCUAUUCGAAUUUCUGGCAAAGUUGUUGAGUUUAUGCAUAGUUCAUCAUUCUCGGGAAAAAGUUUCUGUUUCUUAGUUUUACCUCUACUAGAUGUUUCCUAUCUCUGCAAAUUAUGUAUGUAAUACAGGCACCAAGAUAGUCAUUUUAAGGUGGACAACUAAGACUGUUUGGAUACAGGUCGGCGGUCGGUACCCGAAGGGAACUUUUCUUAUAAAUUGUGAUGGAAAUUCAUUUACGAUAAACAUUGAUAUUCAAAUUCAAACACACAUUAUGUAGCGUUUUAAAUCAACAAGGAACAAUGUUGGAUUGGAUGUUA
Molecule: messenger RNA, 1853 nt
Organism: Lotus japonicus
Lineage: Eukaryota; Viridiplantae; Streptophyta; Magnoliopsida; Fabales; Fabaceae
Exons: 5
Coding region: 416-1303 (295 amino acids)
Source: RefSeq, a predicted model, not a curated record